Adineta steineri is the source of this 7449-nucleotide messenger RNA. The record is from the annotation of a GenBank genome assembly. NCBI's taxonomy places the organism in Eukaryota, Metazoa, Rotifera, Eurotatoria, Adinetida, Adinetidae.
AUGUUUUCACGUACGAAAGUAGCAGCAGCAGCAACAAAAGGAUCGACUGUGCAGAAAGAACAGCGACUUACGAUUUCGGGUCGAUCAGAAGCUACGGCAUCGUUUGGUCAACAAAGAAUUUGGUUUCAUGAACAGCUAUACUUUUAUGCUUCCGAUCUAUCUGUCUACAAUAUUGUCGUUCCAUUAAUAAUCAAACAAGGCUCAGUCUCAAUUCAACGCCUACAAUCGGCUUUACGUUCAGUAAUUGAACAGCAUACGGUUCUCCGUACCGCUGUUCGUUUUAACCCAACAACUAGUCAGGUUGAACAAUAUAUUCAACCUGUUUCUGAUGAUAUUUACUUAUUUCAACAUUCACGAGGAAUAUCAACAGCGGAACAAUUGGAUGAUUUACUAACGGAUGAAUCCAUUAGGAAACACUUUGAUGUGGAGACGGGAAGAGUCGUUAAAUGCCAUCUGGUGGAGCGAGGUGAUGAAAAUCAUGGUCAUUCAUUGCAUGAAAAUGACCUCAUUGUUUUUACUAUCCAUCACAUAGCCAUUGAUCUCAGCUCAGCCAGGUCAUUCGUUAAAGCAUUUAAGCAUGCAUAUUGGAUUGACGCACAUCAUCAGUCAACAUUAUUGGUUUCACAGUAUAUAGACUUUGCUCAGUAUGAACAGGCAAUGCUAGCUGAUACAAAUUUCAAUUCAAAAAUGAACAAGGCACGUCGAUUUUGGUCCGAUCUUAUGCAUGGUUAUGACUGGAAUCGAAUACGAAGCUUGGCACCUAACGAAAUUAAACAUGAUCAAACUCGUUCGGGUCGUGGUUAUUCGACUGUAUUUAUUUUUGAUCAACGUGUUGUGGACAACAUGAUGAUGUUUGCUUCUUCCAAUAACAUUACUAUGUUUUCACUAUCAUUCGCCGCCUUCUAUGCAUUCUUAUUCAAGUUACUCAAUGAUGAAGAUGACUUAUGUGUAGCAAGUGUUGUAGCUAAUCGCUUUAAUCCAGAAACAAAAGAAAUGAUCGGCAUGUUUGUUAAUAUUCUACCAUAUCGAAUACAAGUUGAGCCAAAUAAAUCAUUUAAUCAUUUCGUGCGAAAGGUGCAACAACUAAGUACUGAUAUUCUGGAACAUGCGUCUCUACCAUACCAAGAGAUUAUUGGUCUACACGAUAAACAAAAACAUCAGCGAUUGCCAUCAACAUUCUUUCAAUAUGUCUCUUUAAUGUCAUCUGCGACACAAAAAACUACAGUGGAAUCUACUAUUGAUAAAGAUUUAGUUAUUGGUGUAUACUAUGAUCGAGAUCAAAGUCGCGGUAAUGGAUUAACUACAUUCGAUAUGGCUGUUACAAUAGAACAUGAACAUCAUGCGCGAACUACAGAAUGUGUUAUUGAUUGUGCAGUUGAGAUAUUUCAAAGUCAAGCUAUUGUUAAUCAACUUGCAAACUGUUUUCAAUAUAUGCUUACACAACUCUUUUGUUCUUCCAUGAUCGAUGAACCUAUGUAUAAGCUAUCUAUUGUUCUUUCAAAUGAUGAAAAUCUUAUGUAUCAAUUCGGCAAUACGCAUGUAGCUUCGUCUGAUUCAUGCACAUCUACCAUUCAGGAAUGUUCAACUAUCGAAAAUCAAAUAUCCAUGACCGAUGCAAGUAUGUUUUGGCUUGAUACACUUUAUGAUUGUCAUCUCGAUCAACCUUUAUCAUUACCAUUUGAUCGAUAUCGUCUUGCAAAUGAACAGCGAACUGGUCGUGGAACAUCUGUCUCUUUUGAUUUUGGUCAAGAUCCUUCACAUCAUUUUCUUAUGUAUGCAUCAUCAAACAAUAUCAAACAUGAACAUCUAGCACUUGCUAUUUACUAUGUUUAUUUAUUCAAAUUAACAAAUGGUGAAAACGAUAUAUGUAUUUCAAUGAAUAUCGACAAUCGUUAUAAAGAUGAGCUAAAAUCUAUAAUUGGACUGUUUGAAAAUAUUAUUCCAUUACGAUGUCAACUAGAUCCUCAUUGGUCUUCUCAAUAUCUACUUGAUUAUGUUCGAGAGAUGGCAACAAACAAUAUGAAAUAUUCAUAUUUUCCUCUUCAACGUAUUCUCAAUCAACAUCCAAAUGUUUCAAAACCAGCAUUUCUUGAUAUAUCAUUUCAGUUUCUAUCAUCUAUAGCAAGCAGUGACAAGAAACAAAUAACGAUUGGUGAUAGUCAACUUUCUUCCAUAUCUCCCACAAUGGACAUUAAUGAUAAUGGAGUUAGAAAUAAGUAUGAUUUCUCACUUCUAAUUCAACAUGAUCUCGACAUCAAUCAACUGUCAUGCACAAUCAAUGCAUCACUUGAUUUAUUUAAUGUCGAAACAAUCGAUAAGAUUUCUCAACGAUUUCAUUCCAUCUUGAAUCAAUUAUUUACAUCUGUUGAUAAUCAAAUGAUUAAACAAAUCUAUGAAAUAUCAUUAUCAUUACCAAAUGAAAUAUUACUCAUGCAAUCAAUGAAUAAUACACAGGUAUCACUUUCAUCUCCUGUUACUUGUAUUCAUCAUGCAUUUAUUUGUCAAGUUAUGAAGCAUCCACAAAAACUAGCUGUUGAAUUGGAUGAACAAUCAUUGACAUAUUGUGAACUUCUAUAUUAUGUUCAAGUAUUAUCUUUACAUCUAAUAAACAAAUAUGCUGUUGUUUCAGGUGACGUUGUUUGUCAAUGUGUUGAGCGAAGUUUAUCAAUGGUGAUUGGUAUUAUGGGAAUUGAAAUGGCAGGUUGUGUUUAUUGUCCAUUAUCACCUCGAGAUCCACAACACCGUUUACAUGCACUCACACAGCAAACACAAAGUCGCCUUGUUUUUGUUCAUCAUUUAACCAAGACUAAAUUUGCUGAUGAUAUUAUUUCACUUGAUAUUGAUUCAAUAUUAAAUAUUAAUUAUAUAGAUAAAAAGGGUCUUUUAAGUGUAAUAGUGAAAGGCAAAGAGAUAGCAUACAUUAUUUUCACUAGUGGUUCAACUGGAACACCCAAAGCGGUUCAAGUUCGACAUAAGAACUUUAUUGAUUGUAUGCAUUCUUUGGCUUAUAUUAACUCAUUUAAUAAAGAUGAUACAGUUGUACAAAUGACACGAUGUUCAUUUGACAUUCAUGUUCAAGAAAUACUUGGUAUAUUGUUAGCUGGAGGCACAUUGAUUAUGCUUCAUCCAGGUGGAACGAUUGAUUUCGAUUAUUUAUCCGAACGUAUGUUUAUUGUUGUAGGUGAACCAUUUUCUGUUCCUUUAAUUGAUUUGAUUAUCAAAAUCGAUAUAACAAACUGUAUUGUAUGGAAUUUAUAUGGUCCAGCUGAGACAACCAUAGAUUGUACAGUUUAUAAUGUGAACGUCAAAAAUGAUACACAGAAUAUUUCAAUUGGUACACCCCUAUGUAAUUACCGAUGUAUAAUUAUGAAUCAAUAUUUACAAUCGUCUGUUACCAAUCAGGAAGGAGAAUUGUUUGUAGGAGGAGUAGGUGUCUUUGCUGGUUAUCUUGGACGUGAUGAUUUGACUGCAAAUGCCCUUAUUGAAAUAGAUAGCCAACUGUUUUAUCGAACAGGUGAUCUUGUGAGAAUGGAUAACAAUGGUCUUCUUCAUUAUCAAGGAAGAAAAGAUUAUCAAAUCAAAUUACAUGGACAACGAAUUGAACUUGGUGAAAUCGAACGAUGUUUACUUAGCAUUACAUCUAUUUCUGCUUGUGUUGUCAUGAAAUGGAAUGAUGAUUAUUUAGUUGCUUAUGUUCAAUCUUCUUAUAUCAACGAGGAACAACUACGGCAACAUUGUCAAUCUCAUCUUCCACCACAUAUGAUACCAUCAAUAUUCAUUAUACUUGACAAAUUACCAUUGAAUCCAAAUGGAAAAAUAGAUCGAAAACAACUUCCGCCACCUCACUUCUCAUCAACACAUCUUACAAAUACUAUAGAACUAUUACACCCAACAAAUGAUAUUGAAGUUAGUAUUCAUCGUAUUUGGUGUGAGAUACUCAAACAAAAUCAAAUCUCAACUGAUACAAAUAUAUUUGCUAUUGGUGGUCAUUCACUACUUAUCAUGCAACUUUUUCACCAAUAUAAGAUUGAAUUUCAUUUAGAACAAAAGCAAAGUAGUUUCUCGAUAUCUGAUCUAUUUCAACAACCAACAAUUAUUCAUCAUGCUCAACUCAUUCAGCAAUCUAUCAAUAGUAUUCAUACUCUGGAUGAUUAUCCUUGGUCUUCAUUACAUCUCACUCAAGCUCGUGCAUCAUUUGCUCAAGAACGAAUCUUUCUGGAUGAACAAAUUCGUUUUCCAUCUAAACAUCACAAUUUCAUGUAUGUUAUUCCAUUAGUUUAUCGUAUUGCGUCGACUAACAAUCAUUUAUCGAUUAAUCGAUUGCGUCGAGCACUACACACAGUGGUCGCAAAACAUCGUGUUUUACGUACAGGAUUUUAUCUCGAUAUAAAUGGUAAGAUCAUACAACAUUGCCUUGAUAUUAAUGCUACGAUCAAGGAUCAAGAACCAUAUGGUUUUUCGGUAGUCAAUAUUAACAGCCAUGUUGAAAUUGAUGAAGUAAUCAAAAAAAUAAUGAACCGUUCUGACUUAUUUGAUUUAUCAAAAGGACGUGUUCUGAGUUGUCAUAUUGUUCAUCGUCAUGACUUCAGCAAUUUAUCUUAUAAUGGGGAUACGUUGGUUAUGGGUGAUUUAAUCAUAUUCUUAAUUCAUCAUAUAGUAUUCGAUGGAGCAUCAGUAUCAACUUUUCUUAACGAUCUUUCUUUUGCUUAUACAAAUGAUUGUAUGUUACAUGUUGAUGAAAAUGCCAUUCAAUAUAUCGAUAGUACCGUGUAUGAACGUUUAAUGGAUAUGACACAACCGCAUGACUUUUGGUAUUCUCAAUUGAAGGAUUAUAACUUUACACGUUCAUUAUCAUUACCUGUUGAUCGAUAUUGUUUGUCCACCGAUUAUCGAUCAGGUUUACAUUUUGUCACUGAGAUAUGUUUCGAUGAUGAUAUUUCGACAGCAUUUUUGGAGUAUAUUACUUUGCAUCAUAUAACACCUUUUCAAUUAGCAAUGAGUAUAUUUUAUGCAUUUCUAUAUAAAUUAACUGAUGGACAAGAUGAUUUAUGCUUUAGUGGGUUACAUGCCAGUCGAUAUAGAACUGAAUUACAAAAUGCAAUCGGAAUUUUUGUUGCAACAUUACCAUUUCGAAUCCAGAUUAAUUCGCAAUGGCCGUUUGAAAGUCUUGUUAAACAUGUUCAAGCAAAUUGUUUAUCAAUUUUUCAACAUACUCAUUAUCCAUUGCAACAUAUUCUUGCUGAUUUUCGACGUAACUAUUCAAAUGUUUCUUUUCUUGAUAUUUUAUUUGAAUUUAUUACUGUAUCUCCUAAUAUCAAUAAAUUCUCUUUGGAUGGAUCAAACUUGGAAGAAGUAUUCUUUGAGCAAUUAGAUGAAGCAACAUUCUCUGAUGUAGAUGUGAUGUUUGUAUACAAUCGGACAGAUGAAACUGACAAAUUAUUAUGUCGUGUUUAUGGCUCGCGUGAUUUAUUUGAUGAAACGACAGUUAACAAAAUAGGUCGAAAACUUCAAGCUGUAUUUUCUCAGAUAUUCACAUCAAAGUCAAGAGUUGAUCAGAUUGAUAAACUAUCUCUUGUUCUACCAGAUGAAGUUGAACUAAUGCAAAACGUAACAUUUCAUCAUUUAUCAGACAUUAAUAACAAAGAUUAUCAAAUCAAAUUGCAUGGACAACGUAUUGAACUUGGUGAAAUUGAACAAUGUUUACUCAAUACAUCAAUAUCAGCAUGUGUUGUUAUGAAAUGGGAUGAUGAUCGUUUAAUUGCUUAUGUCGAAAGUUGUGAUAUGACAGAAAAAGAACUAUUUGAAUAUUGUCAAUCUCAUUUACCUUUUCAUAUGAUUCCAUCGAUGUUUAUUAUACUUGCAAAAUUACCUAGAAAUGAUAAUGGAACAGUAGAUCAAGACUUGCUUCGAAAAUCUCAUCUGUCGACUUUGAUUAAGACUGAUUCUUCAUUAUUAUUACAACUAGAAGCACGUCUAAGUCACAUAUUUAGUCAAGUACUUGGUUGUGAAUCUCCGGAUGUAACCCAACCCUUUAGUGAGAUGGGUGGAACAUCAUUAGAUGUUUUACGAAUGCUCUCUCUCAUUCAAAAAGAUAUUUGCCCUAUAAUCAAUGGAUCUCACUUAUUUGCUAAUCCAUCGAUUCAAAAACUUGCACGAACGAUCGAAUCAUUGUUAGCUAUUUCAAAUAAGAUUACUUUACCCUCAAUAGAAUCAACUCCACUCACUCCAUUUGUACCUUUGAGAGUGGCUAUUAUUGGUUGUGGUAUUGGUGGUCUAUCCGCCGCUAUUGCUUUGCGCAGACAUGGCCAUGAAGUCACUAUCUAUGAACACGCACAUUUUGCUAGUGAAGUCGGUGCAUCAGUUUCUGUUGCCGCAAAUGGAACCAAAUUUCUCGAAGAAUGGGGUAUCAACACUGUUGCUGGAAGAUCUGUCAUUCUACAAAAACUAAUUAUGCGCAAUUGGACAGAUGGUACAAUCAACGAUGUUUAUAAUUUGAGUGAUUAUAAAGAAAAGUGGGGUUAUGUAUACAAUACGUUUCAUCGAACUGAUCUGCAUGAACAACUACAUAUAAAAGCUAAGGCUUUAGGAGUAAUGAUUGUUAUAGAUCAUAAAGCAAUUGAUGUUGAUUGUGUUAAUCGUACUGUAACAUUCGAUACAGGUAGCACAAUAUCUGUCGAUUUGAUUAUUGGUGCUGAUGGCAUUCGUUCAACAGUACGUAGUUUGAUUGGUAUUGUAGCAAAAACAGCACCGUAUACAAGUGAUUGUUACCAUUGUAUUAUUCCCACAUCACGCGUAAAGCAGCUUGGCUUGAAAGAUUUUGCAUCUGAUAAUGCAAUUGAAUUUUGGGGUGAUUUUGGUCUUAAUAAGAUUGUUUUAGUCCCUUGCUGUGCAGGUGAGAUUAUAUCAUUCUAUUGCUUUUAUCCAGCUUCUUAUAAUCAUCAAAGUGGAGAGGACUGGAAUUUCAGUGCCACACCGUCAAUGUUACUUGAGUGUUUUCCUAAUCUUGAUUCAGAUUUAUUGGCAAUUUUCGAGCAUUGUGAAGAUAUCAAAUUGUGGAAGCUGUUUAUUCAUGAACCAUAUCCAUAUUGGGUAAAAGGCUGUGUAGCAUUGCUUGGAGAUGCUGCACAUCCAAUGCUACCUAAUCAAAGCCAGGGCGCAUGUAUGGCGAUUGAAGAUGCGGCUGCAAUAGGUAUUAUAUUUUCGCCUAAAUAUUGGGGCAAUAAAAUAUUCACGGUCGAGCAUGGCUUAAAGAUAUAUGAAUUGUUAAGAAAAACAAGAGCAACACGAGUUCAAGAGGCCAGUUCGCGUGUGCCAGAAAACUUUAAUGAAAGAAUUGACUGGAAUUCACAAAGAAAUCAUGAUAACCAACAGAGUGCAACAACAAUAUUAACCAUGGAUGAAAUCAACGCUUAUGACAUGGAGAAACAUCUAGACGAUCUUCUUAACUAG